This is a messenger RNA of Scylla paramamosain (green mud crab), 5752 nucleotides long. Its product is annotated as adenosylhomocysteinase-like 1. Gene Ontology annotation, cellular component: cytosol. NCBI's taxonomy places the organism in Eukaryota, Metazoa, Arthropoda, Malacostraca, Decapoda, Portunidae. Bases 774 to 2330 code for a protein of 518 amino acids. Gene Ontology annotation, biological process: L-methionine cycle. The record is from RefSeq and is a predicted model, not a curated record. The transcript is spliced from 14 exons.
CCGCUUGUCUUUCACGGGGGCGAGUCGUGCGUGUGUGUGUUCGUGUCGUCGUCGUCCUCGUCGUCGUCAUUUCAUCUACUACUACUACUACUAUUGCUGCUGCUGCUGCUACUACUACUACUGCUGCUACCAAUACCACUACCACUACUACUACUACUACUGCUGCUGCUGCUGCUGCUGCAACUACUGCCGCUGUCGUUGUUAAUGUUAUUGUUAUUAAGGCUGGCGAGGCGGCGCGCGUUUCAGGGACCGUUGUGUUGACAGGGGAGAGAGAGAGAGAGAGAGAGAGAGAGAGAGAGAGAGAGAGAGAGAGAGAGAGAGAGAGAGAGAAGGAAAAUUGAGGGAAGCAAAGCAAAGGAAACAGAGACAGAGAGAAAGAAAGAGAGCAGCCAGCAUUCACACUUUCCGUCCUGUGUGUGAGGUGAAAACAAACAAACAAGCCAAAUAAUAAUCAAAAGUAUAUAUCUGUUAGUGUUGCUGUAUGUGUAGUAAUAGUGUUGCGCGCGUGUGUUGAGCCUACCACUACUGCCAACUACAAGAACAACAACCUGUCUGUCCACGUGCCUGCAACACAAACGAGAGCACGGACAGACAGAGGCACGAUCAAGCCGUACAAUCGCCGUGCAGCGCGGACAGACUCCCAUGGUGGCCGCCAGCAGGGCCGCGCCACACAGCCGCCAGGUAUAAACAAGCUGCAGGGGAGGUAGAGGAGGCCGCGCGCCCCCUCGUGUCUGUCGUGAGGCGAGGUGAAGGCGUUCUGCUUGCCCGGAGUCAUGGCGGCGGCGGUGGUGAACGGUGAUGACGUCAUGGAGAUGGGCCGCGUGUCUUCCUUCAAGUUGGGAGACCGCGUGGUGGAGGCAUCGGCGUCUGGCUUCAAGGACAGGACCAAGCGCCGGUUCUCCCUCCCCGCUGGACCUCGGUUCGACUCUCGCCGCUCCUCGACCGUCUCCAUCUGCUCCUCCACAUCCUCCUACACAGGCUCCAGUAGUGAGGAAGAUGAGAUCUCGCCGAGGGAAAAGUCUCAGCGUAACUCUAAAGGGUCCAGUGAUUUCUGCGUUAAGAACAUCUCCCAGUCUGCCUUCGGCCGCCGCGAGAUUGAGAUAGCAGAGCAAGAGAUGCCAGGAAUAGUCGCCCUGCGGAAGAGAGCUGCAGACGACAAGCCACUCAAGGGAGCCAAGAUCGUGGGCUGCACUCACAUCAACGCCCAGACAGCAGUGCUGAUUGAGACCCUGGUGGAGCUUGGGGCCAGCGUGCGAUGGGCGGCCUGCAACAUCUUCUCCACACAGAAUGAGGUGGCAGCAGCAUUGGCAGAGGCUGGCCAGCCAGUGUUUGCGUGGCGAGGGGAGAGUGAGGAGGACUUCUGGUGGUGCAUUGACCGCUGCAUCAACACCGAGAACUGGCAGCCCAACAUGAUACUGGACGACGGUGGUGACACUACCCAUCUUAUGCUGAAGAAGUACCCUGCCAUGUUCAAGAUGAUCAAGGGCAUCUGUGAGGAGAGUGUGACUGGGGUGCACCGUCUGUACCAGCUGAGCAAGGCCGGCAAGCUGACUGUGCCCGCCAUGAACGUGAAUGAUUCCGUCACCAAGACCAUGUUUGACAACCUCUACUCGUGCCGAGAGUCCAUCAUUGACAGUCUGAAGCGUGCCACAGACGUCAUGUUUGGUGGGAAGCAGGUGGUGGUGUGCGGCUAUGGUGAGGUGGGGAAAGGAUGCUGCCAGGCCCUCAAAGGACUUGGCUGCACUGUCUACGUCACUGAAAUCGACCCUGUGUGUGCCCUGCAGGCCUGCAUGGAUGGCUUCCGGGUGGUGAAGCUGUCUGAGGUGAUCCGGCAGGUGGACAUCCUGGUGACGGCAACAGGGAACAAGAACGUGGUGACUCGGGACCACAUGGACAAGAUGAAGAAUGGCACCAUCGUCUGUAACAUGGGCCACUCCAACACUGAGAUUGACGUGAACUCCUUGCGGACCCCUGACCUGACGUGGGAGAAGGUGCGCUCCCAGGUGGAUCAUGUGCUGUGGCCUGAUGGCAAGCGGAUCAUCCUGCUGGCGGAAGGACGGCUGGUCAAUCUGUCCUGCUCCUCAGUGCCCUCUUUUGUGGUGUCCAUCACAUCCUGCACCCAGGCACUGGCCCUCAUUGAACUGUUCAAUGCCCCUGCCGGCCGCUACAAGUCUGACGUCUACCUGCUGCCCAAGAAGAUGGAUGAGUAUGUGGCCAGCCUUCACCUGCCCACCUUUGAUGCUCACUUGACUGAACUCAGUGAUGAGCAGGCAAAGUACAUGGGGCUUAACAAGGCUGGACCUUUCAAGCCUAACUAUUACAGGUAUUGAUUGAGCCUUGAGAUGCGUGGAUAACGAGGAGGAGGAGGAGAAGAAAGAAGAGGAGACAGAAGAUGAGGAAGGAAGGAGGGGAGGCCAAAAAAAAAAUACAAAUCAAAGGAGAGGAGAAGAAGAAUGAAGAGAGAAGCAAAGUGAAGGAAAGAAGAAACUAGACAUCACACUCAGCUCUUAGACAAGACACCUCCCUCCUCCCCUGUCUCAGAAUCUCUCUCCAUACUCAAAAAAAGAAAAAAAAGAACAAAAGAAAGAAAAAAAAUAUGAAAAAAUAAAGAGUAUAUAGUUGUACAUAAUAUCCUUGGGAAUGGCAUAGGAGUUGUUUGUUAGAGAACAUUAUUCAUGAUACAUUAUAUUUUUUUGUCUGUGUGGCUCACCUCAGCAUGUCUGGGAGGGUGACGCCAUCCUGGCUGGCCGCCAUGCCCAGCUUUACGUCAGUGGUGCCGAGCCAGGAGUCUUUUUCUGGGGAAGGGUCAGGGAACAAGUUGGCUUGAUUAGUAGGUAUAUUUUUCAGAAUUCAUUAAUUGCUAUGAAGUUCACGUCACUCUAGCUGGCUGGCUAAAUGUAAUAUAAUUUUUGGUAAUGAAAUGGAAAUGUUGUUUAUUAAUAUUAUCAACAUUAAAUUAUUUCCAGCAGGCCAGCAAAAGAUGUAAAAACUCAAAAGAUAUAUGUAUCUUUUUUUUUUUUUUUUUUUUUUUCUCUCAAAUUGAAUUUAUUCCCACUGAGAUAGUCUUUAUGAAAUCAGAUAUAAGUAUAUUUUUCUUUCCCAAAUCUGAGCCUGUAAUCAUGGAUGCCACACACACACUGGCUGGCGCACUCUGGCCCUGUGGACUGGUGUGGCCAGCACAGUGGGCUGGUAAACCCUGGCACUGUCAGCUGAUAUGCCCAGCAUAUUGGGCUGGUGCAGCCCUGGCACUGUGGGCUGGAGCAGCCCAGCACAGUGGGCUGGAGUACCCUAGCACUGUGGGCUGGUGCACCCCUGGCACUGUGGGCAGAAGUAACCCAGCACUGCAGGCUGGAGCACCCUGGCACGUGAGCUGGAGCAGCCUGGCACUGUGGGCUGGAGCAGCCUGGCACCACGGGCUGGAGCACCCUGGCAAUGUGGGCUGGAGCAGCCCGUCACUGUGGACUGGAGCAGCCUGGCACUGUGGGCCAGAGCAGCCCAGUACUAUGGGCUGGUGCACCUCAGCACUGUGUGGCUCCAACACCUCAAAAUAGAGAUGCACUAUAUACUAUAUUUUUUAUGCAGAUGGCUGGGGCAUGUAGCAGGUGUGGGGCCAAUGCCUGGCUGCUUUGAUAACUGAGCUGUGUGGAUCCAUUGUAGACAAAUUUUUCCUAGCAAUAACAAGACAAAUUUAGGCAGGAAUGGGUCAAGUCAGCUCAGUUCCAGCCAGCAGCAACAGCAGCAGUAGCAGCAGCGGUGGUGGUGGUGAGAGUCAGCCAGCCUGUCACUGGACCUUAAGCUUCUGCCAGGUGGUGUGAUCCAUUCAUGCCAUCUCAGUUAACACUACAAAUCAAAGCACUCCACCACCGCUGCUGCCAUGGCCGGACUUCAACACCAUCCCAUUUUCUGCGUAAUUGGCUGUUACUGUUAUAUAUAUGAAUAGGAGGUUAUAUAAUUAGCAUCAAGCAAGCAGGCUGCUCGUUCUCUGCGUUGAGUGAAAGUGAUGCCAAAGGGGAACACAGCUCAAUAGACUUCCUUUCCUCCCCUCGGCUCCUUUGUGCCGAGGGAAUGACGUUUUCAGUUUACCCGAUGCUUAAGACUGACCCAUCUGGUCUUUACUUGUGUCAGAGCCUGGCAUACCACCAGAGCAGACAGCACUGACUCAACAGAUGUGUUAGUGAAGCAACGCAGGGCACGGCAUCAGCUACAGCCAUGGUAGUUUCUGUUUGCCGAACCAUUGGAUGUCUCGGCCUCUAUGAAUAAUAAUAAUACAUCACUUGAAUAGCCCUAGUUUUCUAGUGUAUAAAUGCAGUGCUUUUACUCAAGAGUUGGCAGUGACCCCCAAGUGGGCUGCUGGCCACUAGCUAGCAAUGUCUGGCCGCUAGGCAAGGCCGGCUGUAGCAAAUACUACUCUAAGUUCAUCCCAGCAAGGUUGCCUCUGCGCUAGCAUCACUUCCAACAAACAGCAAGUUGUGGACACCCUGCAGGGAAGCAUUUCAGUUCCCCCUGAAAUCAUUAUUUCUCCACUCCUCUUUCCUCCAUAACACUUCUCAAUUUCUCUUGCCUACAUAAAACUCCUCUCUCUCAAUUUUUUUUUCCUCCAUAACACUCCUCUCUCUCUCUCUCUCUCUCUCUCUCUCUCUCUCUCUCUCAAUUUCUGAGUGGUGUACUUUGCUCUCAGCCAGCCAGGUGUGUGAGGCAGGGAUCCUCUCACCACAGUCUGUGGGGAAGUGGCACCACUGAGGCAGGAGGUGACUUUGCUGGGCAAAAACUUGCCGUAACCCUAUUUUAAGAUUGCUUUCUUUCCACAAAGCUUGUACAUGUUAAAUGAGAGAAUGGGUGCCAGUGCCAGGUGAUGGAGUGGCAAUACAAUCACCUAAAAAUCCACUUACAGCAACAAACAAUAAUUCUGGUGAUACAACCUGACCUUUGCUGACCUCACCUGACCUCAAAUCAGGUCACUCAUUCCCACUGUCAUUUUCUCUUUUGUCAAACAGAAGUGCAACAAUUCAAACAUUUCCUUGUGAGUGUAGACUAUUUUUGUAUUUUUCCUUUUCUUGUAUAAUUUUUGAAACAUUAAUUUUUGGGUUGUGAGGUCAGCAGCAGUGUUGGUAAUCUUAUGUUCUACACUAUGUUUUUUUUUUUUUUUGUCUACUUUAGUAUUAAUCUUUAAGAAUAUUCUGAUUUACACUAUUUAAAUAAGUUAUUUAGUUGGGAUAUAGAAUUACAAUCAUGACUUCUAUUUCUUUCAGUCAAAAAGAGAUAAUUUCCACAACACCAAGAGGUGUGGAUCACUCUGGUGUGUAUUUUGUCUCAGAAAAUAGUGUUAAUACAAUGAUCGCCUUGCCAUCAGUUGUAACAUCUGAAGGUUGGCUGUGAGGCAGUUGUUGCAUGCAGUAUUGUCAAAGUUACAGCCACCAAAUGGUUAUUAUACAAAUGCAAUACAUUUCCUUCAAGUGAUUUGUUUAAAUUUAAUCUGUUAAAAGCUGUGUUUAUUUACUUUCUUAUUUAUUUAUUUAUUCACUUUAUUUUUUCCCAUCAGGCAUUUUUACAAAGACAAAUGUAGACUUUACAGCUUUGCUUUUUUUUAUCAAAUUUAAUUUCAAUGUUGAAUUUACUGCAGUGUUAACUAUGAAUCUAUUAAUAAUGUCUGGUAUGAACUCCUAUUUAAUAUUAUCAUUUCUUUUAACCACCAAUUCCAAUUAAUGACAUUAUUUUUUGUUAAUCUUGCAUAGUAAAAAUUCUAUCCUUUAAA